Messenger RNA from Rhineura floridana, 2639 nucleotides. It is a transcript of the gene ASPN, whose product is annotated as asporin. Lineage: Eukaryota; Metazoa; Chordata; Lepidosauria; Squamata; Rhineuridae. Bases 305 to 1444 code for a protein of 379 amino acids. Gene Ontology annotation, molecular function: protein binding. The record is from RefSeq and is a predicted model, not a curated record. The transcript is spliced from 8 exons.
CUAGAAGUUUUGGCUGUGAUACAAGCAGUGAUGAAAAACACAUGAGUAGUAACAAGUUUUCUUAACAUCAUUCUUCAGUACUCAGAUAGACUAAUCUACAGAAGCAGUUUAUUCAAGUAUCACCCAGAGUGCCAGGAGGAACAGGAACUUUAAAGUGAUUUUUUUACCCUCUUAUUAUUUAUUGUUCAUUUUAUAGGCUUGAAACUCAAUUCUAUAUAGUAAGGAACUGGAUAUAAAUUUUUCAGGUGGAUUAUUAUUUUUAGAAGGACUUGACAAACCAACAAGGAGUGUGAUAUCUGAAGACAUGAGAGAGUAUCUGCUUCUCCUCCUCUUGGCUAUGUGCUCUGCUAAGCCUUUUAUAAGCCCUUCAUACUUCACCUUCAAGAACAUGAUGCUCAUGGAUAUGGAAGACCUGGAUGACAAUGACGACGACGACGACGACAAGGAUGACGAUGAUAAGGAUGAUGAUAAUUCUGUUUUUCCAACUAGGGCACCCUUUAUACCCUUUGACUUAUUCCCUGUAUGUCCCUUUGGAUGUCAGUGCUACUUGAGAGUUGUACACUGUUCAGAUUUGGGUUUAACUGCAAUACCAAGAAAUAUUCCAUUUGAUACUCGCAUGAUAGACCUUCAAAACAACAAAAUAAAAGAGGUCAAGGAAAAUGAUCUCAGAGGACUCACAUCACUAUAUGCACUUGCCUUGAACAAUAACAAAAUAACCAAGAUCCAUCCCAAAGCCUUUCAAUCAACAAACAAGUUGCGGCGCCUCUACUUGUCCCAUAAUCAUUUAACUGAGAUCCCAGCAAAUCUACCAAAGAGUUUAGCUGAGAUAAGAAUUCAUGAAAACAAGGUGAAAAAGAUACACAAAGAAGCAUUUAAAGGAAUGAAGGAUUUACAUGUUUUAGAGAUGAGUGCAAAUCCUCUUAAUAAUGAUGGGAUAGAACCUGGAGCCUUUGACGGUGGAACUGUCUAUCAUAUAAGGAUUGCAGAAGCUAAAUUAACCUCUAUUCCUAAAGGAUUGCCAUCCAGCCUUCUGGAACUUCACCUAGAUGACAACAAAAUUUCUGCAGUAGAGCUUGAGGAUUUUAUUCGUUAUAAAAAUCUUCAAAGGUUGGGGCUGGGAAACAACAGAAUCAAGGAUGUGGAAAAUGGCAGUUUUGCUAAUAUACCAAAUGUACGAGAAAUACAUCUAGAGAAGAAUAAACUAAAAAAAGUGCCUUCUGGUUUGUCAGAUCUGAAGUAUCUACAGGUUGUCUUUCUUCAUUCUAACAGUAUUUCAAAAGUGGGAGUGAAUGAUUUUUGCCCAACAGGAAGAAGGCUGAAGAAGACACUAUAUAGUGGCAUAAGCUUAUUCAACAAUCCUGUAAAAUACUGGGAUAUCCAAUCUGAAACAUUUCGCUGCAUAUUAAACAGAAAUAGUGUGCAAAUUGGAAAUUAUGGAAAAUAAAGUUGUAUAUCAAAAUCACCAUUCAAGCAGCAAUGUUAAAUCAGCAUUAUAAUACUUGAAAUUUGUUGAAGUUGGACCACCUUUACUGUCCAAUUGAUUUAUAAAAUACCUACAAUUAUUUCAGAGUUUGUAAAUUACUACGGUAAUAUCCCAUAAAAGCCCUUUAUUAUUUUAAAUUUAUAAAUCUUGUAGAAUAAUAGGCUUCCUGAACACUAAACUGGAAACUAUCAUGCAGUGUUUCCUAUCACUGUUGUCCAGCUAUCUAUGUUAUAUAGACUGUUUUUUUCUUGGCAGAAAAUAAUGCAGAUUUAAAACAUUUUUAUGGGUAAACUAUUGUUUUCCGUAUUGCACAUGUCUCCUAUAUUUAUCAGAUUUCAAGGGGAAAAUUAUGAACUCUUAAGUUAACAAAAGUAAACUAAACUGGCUAAGAAGAAACUUUAAAAGGUACUGUAUUAUUAAUUUGAUGGUCAAAUACUUCAGGUCAGACUAGAUAAUAUUUAUAUCUUUGUAGUAAACUGAAAGACAAGAAUGGUACCAUACACUUAAUAGCCUCAAAGCUAUAAAUAUUUAUUUAUUCAUGUAGUUUACCCUAAAACUAUAUAUUCCUUUGUUAACAAACGUGUAUGUAUGCUAAAUAUUAACAAUCUAGAAAUCCUAUAAGCUAUUUUUUUAAAGGAAUAACUAAAUUCUCUGCAGGCCAGUACAAAUAUAGCAUUUUGUUAUAGACUGUAAAAAAUCUUUACUCCAGUUGGCAGUAAUGCAAAGAGCUGCAGUCACAGGGGCCUUGUGCUCUGUUUGUUGCAAAGGGAAUUUUUAAUGCAUGAACAGGAAUUCCAAACACGUGCAGCAUACCCAGCCUAGCUUAUAGAGAAAAAAGGAGUAGCCCCCGCAUGCACAGAGCUGUGUGUGUGCAUACUGCACCACUGGAUCAUCACCAUUGUAUGCUGUCCUUGUAUUGUAUAUCCGUUCCAUAUUACUUCUUGAGUACUGUAACUUUACUGAAUCCAGCCGGCAUAUAAUGCAAACUGUAUUUGAUCAUGGUUGAAUAACUAAUAAUGGUACUGUAUAAAGGUGGCUAUCUUGACUCUGUAUUUAGUGUACAUGUUAUUCACAUAAAUAGGAAGUUACGAGAAUUAUAAAAUUCUAAAUUGUGUCCAUUAAAAUGUUAGAUUGAAACCUGUAAUAUGUCAUGCUG